UAGCUCUUGUACACGCAUUUUGUAGCUUCUCUCAACUUUGAAUGACAGACAUGAACAGAUGAGCACAUGUACAUGUUUAUCUUUCGUAUCCGAAGCUAAUUCAUCGCUUCUUUACGUCUUUAGCCGUGAACGCAUUUGUAGCUAACGUGGCUAAUGCUAACCGGCUGCCCGCUAAUCCUGUCAGAGAGCAGAGGUGAAAGUUAGUGUUUACUUAACAUCGGUCAAAUAAUGUCACCCAGUCAGAUGUUAUAGUCUUAUGUAGAUGAACAUACAGCAGAAUGAGGGUUUUCCUUGGUGCUAAAACACGGCAGCUGCUCAGCAGAGUCUUCAGUCCGCCAGCAGCAGUGCGAUGGCGAGCAGCUCAGACCAGACUCCUCUGCAGCUCUUCACCAGAUGACGAAAAGCCCAGACCGUCCAUGCUGCGCCACCUGACCUCCAAAAUAAAAGCCACAGGUCCUAUUCCAGUGGCCGAGUACAUGAGGGAGGUGCUCACCAACCCUGUGACGGGUUAUUAUGUGAGGAACAACAUGCUGGGACCGGAGGGAGAUUUCAUCACAUCACCAGAAAUCAGUCAGAUAUUCGGAGAGCUGCUCGGCGUGUGGAUCGUCAGCGAGUGGAUGGGAGCAGGAGGACCCAGACAGCUGCAGCUGGUCGAGCUCGGACCUGGAAAAGGAUCGUUGGCCAGCGACGUCCUCAGAGUGUUCGGUCAGCUGAGGUCAAUGCUGGGUCAGGUCUCCGUGUCGCUCCACCUGGUCGAGGUGAGUCCGGCGCUGAGUCAGCUGCAGGCCCAGAACCUGACCGGGACCCGCAGCCAGGAGGCGGAGGCCGAGGACGAGCCGGUGUACCGCCGCGGCGAGACUGCAGCCGGUCUGCCGGUGUCCUGGUACCGCCGCUUAGACGACGUCCCCCCAGGUUUCAGCAUCUUUCUGGCUCACGAGUUCUUCGACGCUCUGCCCGUCCACAAGUUUCAGAGGACGGAGAAAGGCUGGAGGGAGGUGAUGGUGGACAUCGACCCGGAGAAGCCGGACCAGCUGAGGUUCGUCAUAACGCCGUCUCCCACCCUGGCCUCGUCCACGCUCGUACAGGCAGAUGAACGGCGGGAUCAUGUGGAGGUGUGUGCGGAGGGCGGGGUCAUCGUCCAGCAGCUGGCCCGGCGGAUCGUAGAGCACGGAGGAGCGGCGCUGAUCGCCGACUACGGCCACGAUGGAACCAAGACGGACACGUUCAGAGGUUUUAAAGGUCACCAGCUCCAUCACGUCCUGGCCUCCCCCGGCUCGGCUGACCUCACCGCUGACGUGGACUUCAGCUACCUGCGGAGGAUGGCUGGAGAGGGCGUGGCCUGUCUGGGACCUGUCACUCAGAGGACGUUCCUGAAGAACAUGGGCAUCGACACACGAAUGCAAGUUCUGCUGAGGAACUGCAGCGACCCGUCCACCAGGAAGCAGCUGAUCAGCAGCUACGACAUGCUGACCAACCCCGCCAAGAUGGGCGAGCGCUUCCACUUCUUCAGCCUGCUGCACCACAGCCGCCUCGCCAAACCCAAGAGGACGGAGGGGCUGAAGCUGGAGAAGAAGAGCCCGGCGCCGCUGCCGGUGGGCGGGUUCACCGAGCUCAGCUUCUCCUGAGGGACCUUCAUCAGAGACGUCUGGAGAACUGGAAACUUGUCUGGUGAAGUGAGGCGGCUGGGACGGACAUUGAGGGAAGACUGAGGAUCAUGUCCUGAGACAAACUGUUUUUACAGCUGAUAUUUAAACAUGUACAUUAUACAACAGGUGGACGACGCCGUCUCUCUCUUUAAUUUAAAGAACAGGAAGUAAAAUGUUGCAGCAGUCGAGCAGGUUUUCUGUCCGACAUGAUUUGAAGUAAAAGUAUGUAAGUAGUACGUAAGUUCUCCUGAAGUCAGUUGUAAAAGUAUUUUGAAGUAAAAAAGUAAGAAAAUA
Molecule: messenger RNA, 1940 nt
Organism: Seriola dumerili (greater amberjack)
Lineage: Eukaryota; Metazoa; Chordata; Actinopteri; Carangiformes; Carangidae
Gene: ndufaf7
Product: NADH:ubiquinone oxidoreductase complex assembly factor 7
Exons: 10
Coding region: 279-1625 (448 amino acids)
Biological process (GO): mitochondrial respiratory chain complex I assembly
Cellular component (GO): mitochondrion
Molecular function (GO): protein-arginine omega-N symmetric methyltransferase activity
Source: RefSeq, a predicted model, not a curated record